AAUAAUUAUUAAUAUUCUAAUUUGAUUUUAGGAAUUGUCUGAACUCUAAAAUUAUGACUGUUUUCUCUAAAGUAUACACCAAAUGUAGUGAGUGUGUUCAUCCAUGGACUACAUCGUGUUCAUUCUUUAGCCUAGAAGUAUUUUACCAUGUCUUUAGGACAUCUUUCAAAAUAUAUGGUACCCUAUAUCUGAUAGCCACACUUCUUGGACAGAAGGGUUGGGAGUAUGUGAGGAAAGAAUUACUGUAUGAAGUUUUGCGAUCCACUGUAUUCCUUUCAUUAAAUGGUAGCUUGUUUGCAGCAUUCUUUUGCUUGAUCAGGAAUCUUUUUGGGGUAUUCACAGUCUUUACAAGUGGAUUUCUCCCUGCAUCUCUGGCAAGCUACAUUGCUAUCAUUGUUGAAAGACCAGAGCGGCGUGGAUUGCUGGCUUUGUACAUGUUUAAUAAUGCAGUUGAAGUAAUUUUCAAUGCACUAGUUAACAGAAAUAUUAUAACAACAUUGUCAUAUGGAGAGGUUUAUAUGUUCUGUGUGGCCACAGGACUAAUAAUGUAUUUAUAUAGGGCUAACAAAUUAAAUAAUGGUUUCAUAAAAAGAAUAGUGAGAUUGCUUCUUGGAGAACAACAGUCAAAUGUAAAUUCGAUUAGCCCCGAAUCUGUAGGCUCAACUUUUGGAUGUAAAGAUAUUUAUAAGAGAGUGCUUUCAACAGUAAAGGCAUUCUCUAUUGGUUAUCUACUACAAGCAGCACCUGGAAUUUUAAAUGCUUUGUUUAACCCUAGGAAAAUUCCUCAAAUUCUGAUGAACAAAAAUAACUUCAAACUUGCUCUAUUUCUCAGUAGUUUUGUCUCAAUAUUUCAAUUUGUGGAGUUCAUGUUAAUGUUUCUUCGUGAAAAGAAAGAUCCAUACAACAGUUUCAUUGCAGGUGCAGCAUCUGGACUGUCAAUGCUUUUCUACAGGAGCUCAACUAUUAGUUUAUAUCUAUUGACAAAGGUUAUAGAGAUUAUAUUUAAGAAUGCUCAAUAUGAAGGUGUCAUACCAUUCAUCCCUUAUGUUGAUAUCAUCAUCUACACAAUUUCAACAGCUACGACAUUUCAUAUGGCUGUAUUUGAAAGGGAGACUUUGAAACCAAGUUAUAUGAGAUUUCUCACCCAUAUUACCAACAACAGGAUCACACCAGCAACUAAAAUAUUUCCACAGUUAUUUCCAAGCAAACAUAAAAUAUAAGGAAUGAUUCUUCGUAGGGAAAUUACUGUACAGCGCCUUUGGGUUUGUACAAAUGGAAAAUUUCGAAAAUGGCGAUGAUAGUGGUGAUA
Dendronephthya gigantea is the source of this 1309-nucleotide messenger RNA. Its product is annotated as transmembrane protein 135-like. The transcript is spliced from 15 exons. Bases 54 to 1220 code for a protein of 388 amino acids. Lineage: Eukaryota; Metazoa; Cnidaria; Anthozoa; Malacalcyonacea; Nephtheidae. The record is from RefSeq and is a predicted model, not a curated record.